AUGACAAAGGCCGUGUACUACAAGCUGUGGGCAUCCACCGCAGCGUGGACCCAGAGAAGUAACUAUGGCUGGUACCAGGUGUGGUCGCGCAUGGCCCCUUGGGGCGUCUUUGUCGCUGCCCCGACAGCUGCUUGGUACAGCUUCGGCUGGUGGAGCGACGAGUGGAAGAAGGUCUUGACACUGGGCAUCUAUGAGCCCCCUGCCAUUCACUGGGACUACUGCAUGAACAAUCGCUCCGAUUUCGUGAAGUUCCAUGCGCAGUACCCGGGCAUCCCCUACAAGUGA
Messenger RNA from Symbiodinium sp. CCMP2592, 285 nucleotides. The record is from the annotation of a GenBank genome assembly. NCBI's taxonomy places the organism in Eukaryota, Dinophyceae, Suessiales, Symbiodiniaceae.